Molecule: messenger RNA, 1254 nt
Organism: Dufourea novaeangliae
Lineage: Eukaryota; Metazoa; Arthropoda; Insecta; Hymenoptera; Halictidae
Exons: 1
Coding region: 1-1254 (417 amino acids)
Source: RefSeq, a predicted model, not a curated record
AUGCCCGCUGAGAUCGACACGGGCGGGCCAAGGGUGCUGCACUGUGAUUACCGUGCCGACUGCCCGAUACCGAUCGUAAGAUUAGCUUCCACCGAGUCUUCUUCCCUGCGCCGCGAGAAUAAACUUGUUCAAGGGUCGAUCGUGCGUCGACUACCGCGGAUCAAUUCGCUCGACGAUGGAGCCCUGUGCUCACGACGUUGCAACGGUUUGCCAUCUCGGCGUGUAGGAUGCAGUUCUUCCGUCCAUUCCGGAUACAGGGGGUACCGUCGAGACGAGCGUUGCGCCAGGCUCGACGUUCCAGCGGCGAUCCAUCCGUCGGACACAUACGAACGGGAUGUUUCCCGCCCGGAACAAUUGGAGUCGCGGUUACGCGGCACCAGCGACGUGUUCGAUAGGAACACGAUCGAAGAUCGUGGAUCGACUCGCGGCUAUUCGAACACAGUACGAAGAUAUCGACGAGAUCUAUCGAGGUCGCACGAAAACGAUAUCAUCACCGACGACCGCCACGGCGAACGAGGCUGUUGUUCGAAACGCGACUUUUCGGCGGAGAACUGGCCGCAGGUCCGUGCCGCGGAUCAUCAUCGUACAGGGGAGGCGUUGUUCUCUAGUCAGUCGUGCGACCGUCACGCAUGGACGGAACGGACCUACGAAAAGCUCGUCACGACCAGCACGCUUCCGUCCUUGGCUAUCCAGAGGAAGAAUGCACGGGGGAACGUGCCGGUGGACGCGACGAAUUCCUCGAGUCGCGAGUCGCGCGUCCCCAAGGUCGGCCCGACCGAUGAUCGUCGGACCACCGAGUUUCCACGAUACAACGGGUCUACGAACACCAGCUACCUGAGGGACAGAACGAGGAAGACGAGACGCGAGCAACCCACGAACACCCGUACGUCGUACAUACAGCUCGCCUUUCUCUUGUUCCUCGUCGCGUUCGGUCAGUGCGGUCUCCGGAAAUCGAGUGUGUUCAACUGCAGUGCGAAACCGGGCGGCGGCGCCGGUUUGAGUGUCCUCGCGAUCGGUACGGUUAUCAGUGCAGUGAGUGCCGCGCCGGUCGAUUUGACCGGUGACGCGGGCGUUAGAGCAGAACGUUCCGCGAAUUUGUCACACAUCACCGGCGCGUCCCGGAAAAUUCAGAUGUACAUCAAGAAUCGACAUCUACAGAUCUUGCCGGACGGAACCGUGAACGGAUCGAACGAUGACACGUCGGAUUACAGUGAGUACACGAGCAUUUUUUCUGUUAAGGGGGCACAUAUGUAG